Messenger RNA from Cyprinus carpio (common carp), 2145 nucleotides. Its product is annotated as glycerol-3-phosphate phosphatase-like. NCBI's taxonomy places the organism in Eukaryota, Metazoa, Chordata, Actinopteri, Cypriniformes, Cyprinidae. The transcript has 4 exons. The record is from RefSeq and is a predicted model, not a curated record. Gene Ontology annotation, molecular function: sn-glycerol 3-phosphatase activity. Gene Ontology annotation, cellular component: cytoplasm. Bases 662 to 1582 code for a protein of 306 amino acids.
CUUUAUGAAAUCGGCAAAAUGCUUGGUGAGGGAGGAUACGGCUCCGUCUAUGAAAGGAAAUGCUUGGAGGAUGGCCUUGAGCAUCCUCCCGAGGUGUAAUUUCAAUAUCUGGUCAAGGUCUCUGUCAUCAGGGACUGUACAAUCCAAUCUUUUAGAAAAAAAAACAGAGGUUUACCCAUAACCCACUGAACCUUAGCCGUCAAUGGGGCAUAAGCAGAUCAUAGGAAGACGUUCAAAUGAGACUUCAUACAUAUUAGCUAUUAAUCCAGCAAAACAUAAAUAGUUACGAAUUGCCAUGGGAUUGAGUUGGACAUAGAAGAAUAAAAUGAACAUGAGAGGAUACCUAUUUUUAGCUUUAUGGCACCUACCCUGACGAAGGUCUAUUUCAUUCCAUUUUAUUAAGUCACUGGCCCUUUAAACCGGUGCGGAAGUGCCUUUACUAGUAUAAAACGUCACGUACAAUGUCAAACGAAUGAAUCACUUGCACAAGGUAGUGUGCUGUAACUAGUAAUUUCCAGUUCCCUAUCAUUCUCUAAUCUGAUACAAGCUGAUCUCUGGCUAGUCAGCGGACAAUUCGUAGACAGGUGAAGAUCAAAUGUUUUUUUAGGGCGGACCCGGGACAAGAACGAAGAUUGCUGUGAGGACGAGAGUAACUUGAGGAAUGGCUGCAUCUAAAUGUACGCAACUGACUGCUGCUCUGAGCAGACAGUUACUGGACUCCGUGGACUGUGUACUAUUUGACUGCGACGGCGUGAUAUGGAGAGGGGACCAGGUCAUCCCCGGAGCCCCUGAGGUUGUCAGUUCACUGAAGAAAAACGGAAAACAGGUGUUUUUUGUCACAAACAACAGCACGAAAACCCGACAAAUGUACGCGGAUAAAUUAGGCAAGCUCGGUUUCGAUGCCACUGCUGACGAGGUGUUCGGGACAGCGUACUGCUCGGCGGUGUACCUCAAAAACGUAUGUAAACUCGACGGAAAAGUCUAUUUAAUUGGGAGCAAUGCGAUGAGGCAGGAGCUCGAGGACGUGGGGAUCCGGCCGGUCGGUGUGGGGCCUGACCCCGUCUCAGGAGGUCAGAAAGACUGGGCGGAUGUUCCUCUCGAUAAGGAGGUCCAGGCUGUACUGGUCGGGUUUGAUGAACAUUUCAGUUACAUGAAGCUCAAUAGAGCUCUGCAGUACCUUUGUAACCCCGCCUGUCAGUUCGUGGGAACUAACACGGACACGAGGCUGCCUCUGGAGGGAGGCAAAGCGGUCCCGGGGACAGGGUGCCUCCUAAAGGCUGUAGAGACCGCUGCACAGCGCCAAGCUCAAGUGGUCGGAAAACCCAGCAGCUUCAUGUUCGAGUGUGUGGCCAGCCAGUUCGGUCUGAACCCUGAGAGGUGUCUGAUGGUCGGAGAUAGACUGGACACUGACAUCAUGCUAGGCUCAAACUGUGGCCUGAAGACCCUGCUGACCCUCACAGGGGUUUCUACUGUAGCAGAAGCCGAGGCAAACCAGAAGAGCGAAUGUCCACUUCAGCAAAAAAUGGUGCCUGACUAUUAUAUAGGCAGCAUUGCUGAUAUUUUACCUGCACUACAAGCAUAGUCAGUGUGUUUACUUGGAUCUCACCCAGUUUAAUAGAGAAUAUAUUUAUCAAUAAAUGGGUACCGAUAUUUUAAUACUAUAGUUUAUCUAAAUAGGUUUAAUAGAAAUUGUUCUACAAAUAUAUGCAGUAUGAUUUAUGUCAUCAAGGCUUCAUUUCAAAACUGGCCUACCUCUUUUUUUUUUUUAAAUAACCCACUGUUUUUAUUUUAAGUAAUAUAAGGGCAAUACUUUUUUUAUUUUAGUGUUAUUGUUUUUGUAAUUUGUAAAGUGUUUUCUUGUCAGUAAUACUCGGGUGCUACAAAACAAGUGACCCUCUAAAUUGUGCUGUUUGUUUUUUAUUUUAUCAGAAGUACUUCAAUUCUGUACUGUUAAUUCACUGUACUUGUAACAUAAUAAGUGAGAGAAUAUUAUGAAUAGUUUCAGUUUUUACAUUUUGCAUUUUACAGCUUUGUCACUCACUAACCCAUAAACCUGGUAGGAUUUUUCUUCUCACCAUGGUUUGGCGUGAGUUCAAGUGUUCAUUUCGCUUGACUGAUCAAAUAAAUAAGGAUUGUUAAUGAAAA